UUCAUUUAAAGACGAACGGUUGUCCCUUAAGUCCAUGUUUCUAAUACCAAACAAAUGAAUUAUCCCAAGUUCCAGAGCUAGGAGAAAGUUUCUUGUAUCUACAACAUUGGUUGUUGCCAUGGACCCUAAACUUGCACCUGGCCGCAAUAGACGACAUUAAAAACAGUUUUUCGACGAAUAGGAGCUAUAUUUAUCAAAUGUAAUGGAUUGUAUGUACUUGUUAAUGUUUUAGAUUUGUUUUAUUUUGUCUGAAAUAGUUGAACGCUCACAGCCUGAGAAACUCACAAUCCGGGUCUCAGGACACUGUGGCUCGAGUCGCACAAUGACAGUUGGAAUAGCUGAUUCAAAAUUUCACAACUCGCCGCUCCAUCUGAAUUGUUUACCUGUCCUUGAAAAUACACUUGUUUUUAACUUCCAAACGUUUUCCAGAAAUGUCUGAGCGUCGGGGUAGCAUUAUGAAGGGGAUUCGCAAAGAUAGCCAUACUGACAGGCUCCGAGGGUCAACCAUGGACAUUGAAAUGCAUGACGACGACGACUCCCACCCUGUGAAACGAGGGUCUUCAGUUUGGAAAUCAGGGUUCAAAGGGAAACUAGCCAACACCUACAGGUUGGGACCAAAGCAGAAGUUUCUUCCCCAUUUGAUUCAGAAGAAAGGCGAGGAGUUGAUGAACCAAGCAUUCGGUGAGCUGGCCUACGACCACGACAACUGUCGAGAUGUGGCUGAUAAAGUGGCUGCAGAUGUCCUGGCGUUCUGCAAAGAGCAAGUGUUCGACCGCUACAGAUACGUGGCCAGGGUGGUCGUCGGCGAAAAGAAAGGCCAGACAGUGAAGAUAGCAAGCCGUACCCUGUGGGAUGAUGAAAAGGACAACUUUCUAACUCUCAACUUUGAGAACAGACACCUUUUCGCCGUUGGCAUGGUUUUUGCCAUUUAUUUCGAGUGACAAUGGGCAAUGUGAAAGGCAGAUGGCAAUUUAUCUCUACCUGCCAAUAAAUUAAUGAGACGUCAAGUUUUUGUGAAUAAAUUUUUUUUGUAGACAAAAUAAAACAACAGUAUCAGUG
Oncorhynchus tshawytscha (Chinook salmon) is the source of this 1059-nucleotide messenger RNA. Its product is annotated as dynein light chain Tctex-type protein 2. Gene Ontology annotation, cellular component: cytoplasm; cytoplasmic dynein complex. The transcript has a single exon. The coding region runs from base 432 to 941 and encodes 169 amino acids. NCBI's taxonomy places the organism in Eukaryota, Metazoa, Chordata, Actinopteri, Salmoniformes, Salmonidae. Gene Ontology annotation, molecular function: dynein intermediate chain binding. Gene Ontology annotation, biological process: microtubule-based movement. The record is from RefSeq and is a predicted model, not a curated record.